AUGGCCUCCAAUACACCCGCCGAAGAGAGCAGACGAGUGGCGGCUGAGACCGGAUGGAUGACUGAUAGAGAGGUUACCGAUCCGAUGUACUACAAGACUUUGGUCAAAGAGAAGACCGCAGCUCUGGCGGAGGCUUUGAAGGAGAACAAGAUGUUACACGAAGAGAACAAUGGGCUCAGAGAACAGCUCCAAGAAGUGACUCAUGAGAAGGACAUCUCCGAAGCGGAGGUCAAUCGCAUGAGACCAAUGGUCGAUAAGUUCAUCGAACUCAGGGAUGUAUUUCAAGAUGACUUGAGACCGAUGGCCGAAAGGUUGGCAUUCCUUUGGUCGCGGAAUGCCAGCGCCAACCCAUUUAUCGAUCGCACCGACACCACGAGCGCACAGGCCUACCAUUGGAUGGUGGAGCCGGCGAUGCGCGCCUACCGUUUUAUAUCCACACAUACAUACACUCCUAACCUAAAACUGCACGUAAUAGACAACCUAUACGUACGGGUUGCCCGAAAUGAAACGAUUUCCGAAAUUCUGUUGAGAAGUAGAGCCCAGAAAUCGGACGAAAAGCGUCGGCCGUUCACUACUCUGGCGAAACACAACAAGCGAAAGGCGCCCACAGGGGGGCAGCCCUUCGACAUAACCGACCAGAGGGCCGCUUGCCGUCAGACCAGUUGUGAUAUGGAUGACAUGGAUGAGACACUCGGCGACACAAUCACCGCAAAUAAUAGUAAGCUAUGA
This is a messenger RNA of Oppiella nova, 729 nucleotides long. Lineage: Eukaryota; Metazoa; Arthropoda; Arachnida; Sarcoptiformes; Oppiidae. The record is from the annotation of a GenBank genome assembly.